GCGGAACAGGAAUCAGGCCGCAGUUUCCUGCCUGCCAUUCCCAACCCCUUCUGGAACAGUUUAGACCAAGGCCCCAAGCACAGCAUUAGACGAUGGCUAACCGCACCGCGCAGGAGCUGGCGGAGAACGUGCUGUCGCUGUACGACGUGAGCGCCAGCCGCGACGCCACCAUCGCCAAGUACUACCUGUCCGACGCCGUGUUCACGGACCCGCUCGUGUCGGUGCGCGGCGUGGACAACAUCCAGGCGCAGUUCCGCGUGCUGUCCAAGUUCGUCAAGGCGUCCAAGGCCACGCUCGUGCGCGGCUCCAUGGCGGGCGCCACGGUGCUGACGAUCGACAGCUCGCAGGUCUUCCGCCUCAAGCCCUUCCCGAGCUUCAUGAAGAUCGUGCUGCGCGUCUUCUCGGUGCUCGAGCUCAAGAACGGCCGCAUCGCGUCGCACACGGACCACUACGACUUCUACUCGGUGCUGGCCAACGUGCCGUUCGUCGCCUUCUUCUACGCGCAGUUCCGCCCCAUGUUCGGCGCCGCCAGCUCCGCCGUGAUCAAGAGACUCGUGCCGGCGCAGGCCAAGCCCGCCAUCGCGCAAGGCGGCAAGGCGGCCAGCGCGACCGCGACGGCCAACGGCAACGGCGUCGCUGCCACGGCCGUGGCCACGUAAACCCCCAAGAGGACGACGAAGAGAGAGAGGGUCGAAUCGCCCCGUUUUGACUCCGCGAGUAGUCGUCUGGCUGGCUUAAUUGUGUUUAACGGCGUGGCAGCAUACGAUGGAGAGAGGAGAGCAGACAGAGCUGCGCUAUAAUCUCACGUGACUUUUGUUUUUG
Molecule: messenger RNA, 822 nt
Organism: Phytophthora sojae
Lineage: Eukaryota; Oomycota; Peronosporomycetes; Peronosporales; Peronosporaceae
Exons: 1
Coding region: 93-659 (188 amino acids)
Source: RefSeq, a predicted model, not a curated record